UUUGUGUUAUCUACUUUCUACUGCCUUUUUUUUUGUUUUAGCACCCCCCGCCAUGAAAUAUUGUUGCAACAAAACAAAUUCCAACUUUCAAUUUACCAUGUUGACAACAAUAUAUUUCUCUUCAAAUUCAACUAUCAUUGUGUAAGGUUUUUCGAGUUUUCUAAAAAACACUUCCUCUACAGUGACAAGAUCAAGUCAACAAUAUUGAUUUUUUGAGGUGUUGAUGUUGGAAAAUCAGAAGAAUAUGGAUAAGAACUACUGCCGUCUUUGCCUGAAGCACGAUUUAUGGAAUUCUCCUCUCUCUGUUUUUUCUGAAGGAUUCCAGAUCUCUACAAAGAUUUUAACGGUUCAUGGAAUUCAGAUUGCGGAAAGUGAUUCAUUCUCGAAAGUGAUAUGCCACCUAUGUCUGGCCAAAUUGGAAUUCAUGGAUGACAUAAGAAAAGAGUGUGCUAAAUAGUAACUCCAUUUUGAAUAACAUUGCUGGAGAACAGGCAGUGUUGGGUGAUAGAUCAACCUGCGAAUUGAGCGAAGAAGAAGGUGGUGGAGAAGAAGAAGAAGAAGAGGAUGGAGAAGAAGAAGAAACAACAGAGAGAGCGUGCAACAAAUGUAAGUUUGUGACAAGCUGCGCCAGUGAGCUGUCAGUGCAUCUAGAACUCCACAACAGGGUGUCCCCCAGAAAUUGUCCGCGUUGCGAAGUGACUGUCCUCACCGAAAACGAACUUGCCGAGCACAUGAAGCAAAAACACAAACACAAAACGCUGGCAAUCCACUACUGCACCCAGUGUUGCACUCUUAUAUACGGCAACAGUCAGUUCUACCAUCAUUUUAGGACACAACAUGGCGGUGGACUAACGGAUAGACAUCAGAAUAAGAAGAGGAAGAGAUCGGAGAACCGGAAGAGCAGGCGCCGGAAAGAGAGGGUGAAACCGGUUGAGGGUGAGAGAGGCUGGAAACCAGUUGAAACCCACAGGGAGAGGAUUGUGUUGAAAAUCAGCAAAACAUCUGAAGAUGGUAGCAGUACCAGGGGCGAACUGAUGCAAACUAAUUCGAAGAAUUCUGAAGCUGGCCACAAGCAGUUGUCGAACAAUUCUCAAGGACAUCAGUUGCAAACUUCACAAGUAGCAAUUGGCAACAAGCAGUUUUCGAGCAAUUCUCAAGCACAUCAGUUGCAAACUUCACAAGUAGCAAUUGUGAAUGAGCCGUUUUCAAGCAACUCUCAAGGACAUCAGUUGCAAACUUCGAGCAAUUCACAAGUUGCAAAUAUCAACAAGCAAUUUUCGAGCAACUCUCAGGGACAUCAGUUGCAAACUUCACAAGUAGCACUUGUCAACAAGCAGUUUUCGAGCAAUUCUCAAGGGCAUCAGUUGCAAACAUCGAGCAAUUCUCAAGGACACCAUUUGCAAACUUCACAAGCUGCAAUUGUCAACAAGCCAUUUUUGAGCAACUCUCAAGGACAUCAGUUGCAAACAUCGAGCAAUUCUCAAGUUGGUCACAAGCAAUUUUCGAGCAAUUCUCAAGGACAUCAGUUGCAAACAUCGAGCAAUUCACAAGUAGCUACCUCAGGUAUGAACAACGCCCAGCCAUCAUCCACUGACGUCAUCAACUCUCAGUCAACCAAAGAGAAUAUUUGUUGGAGAACUGAAAAUGGUGAUGCAACACCAUCUAAGAAGGGCAGAUUUGACCUUGGAGAUAGCCAGAGGAGAAGAUUGGAUGGGAAAACCGAAUUCCCUCAGAGUAGAUUGAAUGAGAAGACCAUAACCUGUGACACAUCUCUUUCCAGUACUGAUAAAUGUCAUCCAUCUGAAGGAUACAUUCAUUCAAGGACUGAAAUUCCUGAAGAUAGUCACACUCCUAAAAAGAGAGGAUUAAGUGCCGGGUUUGUUCCAAAUAGUAAGGGGAAUAUUACAAGCGGGGGUCAUGAAAAGGGUGUGGAUAUUGUGAAGAAUUGUAUGGAGAAUAUUACAGGCAAAGGGAAAAUUAUAAGGGAAAAGGGAAUAUUACAUGAAAAGGGUGUGGAUAUUGUAAAGAAUGGUAUGGAGAAUAUUACGGGCAAAGGAAAAAUGAUAAGGGAAAAGGGAAUAUUAUAUGAAAAGGGUGUGGAUAUUGUGAAGGGAACAACUGUUUUCCCAGGUAAAGAAAACAGCAGAGAUUGGAUUAUUGAGAAAGAUCGAACAGCUGUUUCACCAGGUUCACAUUGCAGUGACGAUUGGAACAUUGGUGCAACAGCUGUUUCAUCAGCUAAAGGAAACAGUGGAGAUUGGAGCAUUGAGAAAGACCGAACAGCUGUUUCACCAGGUUCACAUUGCAGUGAUGAUUGGAACAUUGGUGCAACAGCUGUUCCAUCAGCUAAACAAAACAGCGGGGAUUGCAGCAUUGAAAAUGAGCGAACAGCUGUUUCACCAGGUUCACAUUGCAGUGAUGAUUGGAACAUUGGUACGACAGCUGUUCCAUCAGCUGAAGAGAACAGUGAGGAUUGGAGCAUUGAGAAAGACCGAACAGCUGUUUCACCAGCUAAACAAAACAGUAAAGAUUGGAACAUUACAGAUGAGGAGAUGAGUGAUGGAGACACUGUGAAGGUCAAGGAUCUGGCGAAAGUUGGUAGCAGUAUUCUAGUUGACCUGAAUGAGUCAUACCAUGAUCUAGUAAUUGAUGAGGAAGAUCUAGGGAAUGGCAUGAAAGUGAACCAACCACAAACUGCCAAACGAAUCCUAUCUGUUGGGCAUCUUGGGAAAAUGCCCCAUGAAACUUCUGGUGAGGUUGAAGAUGACAUAGAUGAGGAAGAUGACAUAGAUGAGGAAGAUUUAGUGAAAGACAUGAAAGUGAAAAAACUACAAACUGCCAAAGAUGAUUUGUUGAUCAUAGAUGAGGAAGAUCUAGAGAAUGGAAUGAGAGCAAACCAACGACAAACUUCCAAAGAUGAUUUGUUGAUCACAGAUGAGGAAGAUCUAGCUAAUGGAAUGAAAGCGAACCAACAACAAACUGCCAAACGUAUCUCAUCUGCUGGGCUUCAUCAGGAACCUGGAAAAAUGCUCAAUGAAACUUCUGGUGAGGUUGAAGACGAUAUGGUGAUCAUCGAUGAUAGAGAACCUGGAAGGUUGAAAGCUAACAAACUGACAACAGCCAGGAAACAGGUGUCUCCUCAGAGAAUACCCAGUGAAAACUUGGCCAAAGUUGAACUAUCUCCUCGCAGACAUCCUCGGAAAAUGCCCAGUGAACACUUUGCCAGAGUUGAUGAUGACAAAUUGUUACCUUGGAAACCCGAUUCGACUCUUGAAAUGGCUUUGAAUGAAUGGGAUCACAAACCUCAUCCAACAGCUUUAGCAAACAAACUGAAAACUGCCAGAAAACAUGUGUAUUUUCCUAGACAUCCUCAGAAAAUGCCAAGUGUCAAAGUUGAUGAUGACAAAUUUUCACCCAAUUUGAGUCUUAUGAAUGAAACCGUUUUAGAUGAAUGGGACCAGAUAACAGCCUCCGACAAGAUCUACAUCGAUGUUGAUGACAUAGAUCAUGAUGACGUGAUUAUGAUGGAUGAUCACGAUGACUUAGAUCAUGAUGACGUAGUGAUGACAAAUGAUCACGAUGAUGUGCCAGUGACAACAAAUGAUGAUGGGCCGAUGACGACAAACAAUGACGAUGACGUUUCUGAAGUGUUGUCGACGUCGGUUGCUGACGGCAGCAGCAGCAGCGGCUGUAGUUGUUGUUCUUCGCUGAACAAUAAUUUUGACGACCUGGAGAGCUUGAUAGAGGUAAAGGAUGAGUACCCUAGUCCUAGCUAUGAUUAACCUUAGUGCAAUCUACGCAGAUAGGUCUCAGCUCAAGUUGUAUAUCAAGAAGAAGAAGAAGAAGAAGAAGAAGAAGAAGAAGAAGAAGAAGAAGAAGAAGAAGAAGAAGA
This is a messenger RNA of Nilaparvata lugens (brown planthopper), 3892 nucleotides long. RefSeq lists its product as uncharacterized. The transcript has 5 exons. Lineage: Eukaryota; Metazoa; Arthropoda; Insecta; Hemiptera; Delphacidae. The coding region runs from base 732 to 3782 and encodes 1016 amino acids. The record is from RefSeq and is a predicted model, not a curated record.